Messenger RNA from Antrostomus carolinensis (chuck-will's-widow), 746 nucleotides. RefSeq names its product von Willebrand factor D and EGF domain-containing protein. Lineage: Eukaryota; Metazoa; Chordata; Aves; Caprimulgiformes; Caprimulgidae. Bases 1 to 435 code for a protein of 144 amino acids. Gene Ontology annotation, molecular function: nodal binding; activin receptor binding. Gene Ontology annotation, cellular component: cell surface; extracellular region. The transcript has 5 exons. The record is from RefSeq and is a predicted model, not a curated record. Gene Ontology annotation, biological process: blood vessel development; anterior/posterior pattern specification; determination of left/right symmetry.
AUGAUUUAUGAGUCGCAAGGAGGGCUAUCAACAUGUUAUCCAAAAUGCAAAAACGGUGGGGAAUGCCUCAGACCUGGAAAAUGCAGGUGUCCACCUGGCUAUGGGGGUAGAUACUGUCAUAAAGUAAGCUGUGAAGGAGGCUGUCAAAACGGUGGGGAAUGCAUCUCUGUCAAUGGAGUUGUGAAGUGCCUUUGUGCUUCUGGCUGGACAGGAUCAAGAUGUCAAGAAGCAAUUUGUCCUCAAGGAUGUCGGAAUAAUGGAGCUUGUGUAGCUCCUGGGAUUUGUAGCUGUCCAGCUGGAUGGGUUGGUGGAGCAUGUCACUUAGCUGUAUGUAAACUGCCUUGUCAACAUGGAGGAAAAUGCAUAGCUCCAAAUGUGUGCAGAUGUCGACUGCCGUACUCUGGUCUACAGUGUACAAAGAAAAGGAAGGAAUGAGGCGACUUCAGCAAAGAAGAGCUGCAUUUUCUUCAUGUAACUGUACAGAGAUGAAGUCUGCAGCAGUGGGGGACCUUAAAAAACUCAUGGUAAAUAGUUGAUUUCAGGUAGCUUUUUGUAUUCAGUAUAUUAAGUUAAUGCUUUUCUGAAUGAAAGAAAAGUAUUGCUGAUUGUAACAAAGCUGUUCUAAGUAUCCGAGUGUGUGUGGUGUAUGGCACAUGUUUUCUUCUGUUCUCGUUUUUCUUUGUAAGCAGAAGUUUUAAGUCUUGGUUGAGAACAGCUGACCUUGAAAUAAAAUUUACUCUUCAAAU